AUGGCGGCACUUGUGCUCCAGCCUGGCGAGAACGGGUACGCGGACUUUGAGGACUCUGAAAAUGGAGACUGUGACCAGGAAUCAGAAGACGACCAGCGCAGGUCGUGCUUUGGGACUUCGACUUCGACAGGGCACAGGGAGACGCCGCGCUUCACAAAUGUAGGGCUGAUCGGCGAGACGUCCCAUGACGGGGCCGAGCACGUGACGGAUGAAGUCUUCAAUGCUGCUUCACACCUCAUGGGUGGAAUGCUUUCUGUUCUUGGUUCGGCCGUACUCAUUACGGGCGCAGCGGCCCACUCAAACCCUUGGGGCGUCAUCUCGUUUUCCUUGUAUGGUGCCUCGCUGAUGUUCUUGUUCUUUGCCAGCUUUGCGCACCACGCCAUCAAGGGCCCGAAGCCGCUGAUGGACCUGCUGCGAACCUUGGACUACGUGGCGAUCUACUUCCUGAUCCCUGGCACCAUGGUCCCGGUCUGUUUCGUCUGCCUCCAUCAGACCUGGGUUGGUUGGGUGUUCUUCGGAACCACCACUGGGAUUGCCAUGCUGGGAGUCUGGUUCCAGUCCUUCUGCCCCCUCGAGUUCCCGAUGUGGGCCAGCAUGACCAUGUACGUCACCUUAGGCUGGUUCGGUGCCUUCCUGGCGAUCCCUGCCUACGAAUGCAUCGGGUUUGGAGGUUCGCUGCUGCUUCUUCUCGGCGGGUUGUCGUACACCUUCGGGGGAGUCAUCUUCACUAUGCAAUGCCCGAAUCCUGUGAAGGGCAAGUUCGGCUUCCACGAGAUCUGGCAUAUCUUUGUCCUUUUCGGGGCCGCCUUUCACUACGCCUGCAUGCUGUUCUUCGUGUUCCCUCACGUGAAGUCCGACGUGGACUCCUAA
Molecule: messenger RNA, 870 nt
Organism: Symbiodinium natans
Lineage: Eukaryota; Dinophyceae; Suessiales; Symbiodiniaceae
Source: the annotation of a GenBank genome assembly